Microtus ochrogaster (prairie vole) is the source of this 1016-nucleotide messenger RNA. RefSeq names its product ferric chelate reductase 1 like (gene Frrs1l). NCBI's taxonomy places the organism in Eukaryota, Metazoa, Chordata, Mammalia, Rodentia, Cricetidae. The record is from RefSeq and is a predicted model, not a curated record. Gene Ontology annotation, biological process: regulation of glutamate receptor signaling pathway; regulation of postsynaptic membrane neurotransmitter receptor levels.
UGAGCAGCGAUGGCGGGGCAGCCCCGGCAGCGUCCGGCCUGGGCAUCGCUGCUCCUGCGGCUGUUGCUGACUGGGGUCGCAGCCUGCAACGCCAGCCCCGCGGACGACGGCGCGGGUCCCGGGGGCCGGGGACCCCGGGGACGCGCGCGAGGGGACGCGGGCGCUGACGAGGCAGUGCCGCGCCACGACUCCUCUUAUGGCACCUUCGCCGGCGAGUUCUACGACCUGCGCUACCUGUCGGAGGAGGGCUAUCCCUUCCCCACUGCUCCUCCUGUGGACCCGUUUGCCAAAAUCAAAGUGGAAGACUGCGGAAGAACUAAAGGAUGCUUUAGGUACGGCAAGCCUGGCUGUAACGCAGAGACCUGUGACUACUUCCUUAGCUACCGGAUGAUAGGGGCUGAUGUGGAGUUUGAGCUGAGCGCAGACACGGAUGGCUGGGUAGCAGUUGGAUUCUCUUCAGACAAAAAGAUGGGCGGUGAUGAUGUCAUGGCCUGCGUCCAUGAUGACAAUGGCAGAGUCCGCAUCCAGCACUUCUACAACGUGGGACAGUGGGCGAAGGAGGUCCAGAGAAAUCCCGCCAGAGACGAGGAAGGGGUUUUCGAGAACAAUCGUGUCACCUGCAGGUUUAAGCGUCCUGUGAACGUUCCCAGAGAUGAAACGAUCGUGGAUCUACACUUGAGUUGGUAUUACCUGUUUGCUUGGGGUCCGGCCAUUCAGGGCUCCAUCACCAGGCACGACAUAGACUCCCCACCGACUUCAGAGCGCGUUGUCAGUAUUUACAAAUACGAAGACAUUUUCAUGCCAUCGGCUGCCUACCAGACCUUCUCCUCUCCAUUUUGUUUGCUUCUCAUUGUCGCCCUGACCUUCUACUUGCUGAUGGGAACCCCUUAGCCACAGCUGCAAGGCCGACAGACUAGGCGGAGCGGCAAGCCUUCAGUAUAUAUUUUUCAAUAUCGCCUGUAUCAUUCUAGCUUCUGUUACUUAAAAACAAGUCAUGAUUUCAACAUUUUUUGGGG